UCCACGGGACCACAGGGCGGGCUGCGUGGGCUUUAAAGGCUGCGGUGUUUAUUGGAGUUCGGAGUUAUUGCUAUGAAAUAAAAAAAACAUGCCUUUUACUCAGAGGAUCGUUGAGCCUCGGCGCGUCAGUCGGUUAUCCGCCAGGGAUGUGUGGAUCCGGGGGGAGGACGCCGGGAGACGCAAACAGCGGGGACCCGUGCUGUUCUCGUCCCUGGAUGAUGUCUGCUGUCACACUUUCACCAACAUCAUCCACCAACUUUCAGACCUGUCCCGUCACGCCAGCGACAUCUUCCUGGGCAUCGAGGUGGAGGCGGGCAUGGCGUUCAGGAGGUCCUGCAGGAUCCAGGGGCGUCUGAAGGUCCUGCAAGACGAGGUGCUCAAGUGGGAUCCCAAGAAAGUCAAAAUCCCGGUGUCUAACCUCGAUGAGGAGAGCAAGUGGACGGUUCACUACACGGCUCCGUGGCACCAGCAGGAGAACGUCUUCCUACCAGGCAGCAGGCCGCCAUGCGUAGAGGACCUCCACCGCCAGGCCAAAGUUAACCUCAAGACUGCCUUGCGAGAAUGUGACAAGUUGAGGAAAGAUGGUUUCCGCAGCUCGCAGUACUACUCUCAGGGUCCCAUCUUCUCUGACCCGCUUCAGUCCAUCAGCAGCCUGCAGGAUGACGAGGAAGAUGAAAAUGACAAGAAGUCCAUAGCUUCAUCGGCGGAGGAUGAUAAAUCCCAGCUCUCCAUGAGGCCUCAGACCCCACAGGGAGGAGGUGAAGAGUUUGAGGUAGACGGACAGGUGAUAUGGAACAAGGCCCCACCCCUCCCCACGCCGGAGGAGAAGAUGAGGCUGGCAGCCCAGGCCGUGCCCACAGACAUAGUUCCUAUCAACGUCACAGGGGCAGUGUUUGACCGACAGGCGACCAUCCGGCGCUCCCUCAUUAACACUGACACCGUGUCCCGCCGGCCCAAGAAGGUCAAACGCAGAAAGACUAUAUCAGGGCUGCCUGACGACAUCAACUGGGAGCUAGCAGCAAAAGGACGUGGUGGUGAGCUCCGGCCUCAUUCCAUGUUCAUCCCGGGACAGUACUCCACUUUGGGCCGCGUUCGGAGCGUCAACUCAACGCUCUCACGCUCAAUCACUAGAGACUCAAGCUGCCAAACAGAAGAAACAAAGGUCGUACCUCCGUCCAUGAGAAGAAUCCGGGCGCAGAGAGGACAAGGAAUUGCUGCUCAGAUGGCGGGCAUUUCUACUUCCUCCUCGACAGGAAGUAUAUCCAUCUGCAGCAGUGACAGCUCGGGGGUCUUGAUGCUGCCACAUCAGUUUAACGGAAACCCUUCCCGUUUCCAUAGUCUGCCCCGACCGGGCGCCAGGGUGUCCCUCAGUGCUGAUCCCAUCUACAGCAGCACCCCCAUCAAGUCAGACGGGCAGACAAUGACUCAGAGGCAGAUUGGAAAGCUUCAGGUUGAUAAUUCAGUGGUGCACAUGAGAAACGCCCCAAGGACAGGAACUCUGCCCAGGCCCAAGUCUCAGGAAGUGAGGCGGACACAGUCCAGCGAGUGGGGUGGGGGUCCGGCGUGUGUGGUUUCCCCACAUGCCGCCUAUUCCACCUCAGUCAUCCCUAAUGCCACCAUGUCAUGCUCCACUGAGGUCAUCACGCUCAACACCUCCGGUCUGCACCCCCACUCCCAAGCCUCAGUUUAUCCCCCAAACCGACCGCUCAGUCUGGCUUCGCUUUCGAGCACUGACCCUAUGAUCUCCAGUCCAGCAGCCUUCAGCCACAGCUCCACCUGCCCAGCACUGGCCACGUCCACCCCCACUCAUACACCACAGGGGGGCGGUCCGGUUGUUGCCGGACCCGCUAGCGAGUCAGGGCACUCGGACAGCAGCAUACACAGCCAUAGCACCUUGGCUCCGUCGCCUCCAUCCUGUCUGCCGGAGGAGCAGUGGAUAUACGACACGCCAGAAAACGUGGUGGUCCCUCACCGCACUCUCACCUCCAGCUGCUCCACUCCCAUCAACCAGCUGUACAACAGCCUGGAACACUCCUCCAGGACCACUACUGAUUCCAGCUCGGUCUAUUCCCAGGACAACGAUGGAUACUUCACCUCUAUGCACAUGGACUCUGGCCUGCGCUCCCGCAGCCAUGGCAGUGGGCAUGGCGCAGCAGCUGGCCGGGCCACCAGACACAGCAUGUACGAGUGCCGAGAGAUGGCCAAUCAGGAGGACACUGCAAGCUUGUACAGUGAUCGCUCUCUGUCCCGCAGCAUCUCCCUUCGCAAGACCAAGAAGCCGCCGCUGCCGCCGGCCCGUACCGACUCUCUGAGACGCAAGCCUGGUGCGAAGAAGCCCCUGGGAGGGGUGAGUGCCAUAAGUGGUGCUAACGAAGCAAAUGGUGCCAUGCUUAAUGAGACUCUAAUUGCCAGUUUGCAGCAGAGCCUACAGAUGGGGCUGAGGGGAGGAAAAGGAAAGGGCGCCUCACCGUCUUCUCCCUCUCACAGUCCUAGCAGUGACUACGAUGACCCCUGGGUGCUACGGCCACGCAGUCAGAGCAGCGUGAGCGCCGGAAGCUCGGCAGCGUCGCUUUUAGCUAACGCCAACUGCGGCGGUGUGUCUAACGUGUACUCACUGUGCCACGUGACGCCUGCUCACAGCGAAACCAGCAGCUUGCGUUCCGACUACGCCGAUUCCUGGGGUUACUACAUGGACUACCCUCGUAACCAUGGAGACCAGAGGGCACAGACCCCUCCAGCCACAGAUAACAUGACAGCUGGGCCUCACAUGGGCGAGCUACAAAACGGAGGUGAGAUUCACAGAAACAGCCAGGCGCCAGGGGCUCCGGGGCAUGAGGGGGGAGUGGCGGUGAAGCCCAAAACGUCGACCUCCUCUCCGGACAGGGUGCACAGACUGACCUCGCCAUCCAGCGGCUACUCCAGCCAGUCCAACACCCCCACGGCCGGGACCCCGGUGCCGUCGUUCGUCAGGUCCAUGUCCCCCUCCACCCGGCCCAAACCCAGAGUGCCCGAGAGGAAGUCCUCACUCCUCUCCUCUGUGUCCAUGUCCUCCUCGUCCACCUCCCUCUCCUCCAACACCUCCGACUCGCUGAAGAGCUCGGGUCCUCCAGCACCGCCUCCACCGCUCCCUCUCUCCUCCUCAGAUCCCAACACCCCACUCAGCCCACCUCCCCCUUUCCCAGCCCCCCUACCGCCAAGUUCGAGCGCAGGAUCCACCCCACCUCCGCCAGCUCCCCCCUUGCCCACCACUCCACAGGGAACUUCUCUAACCCCACUUCCCGCUUGCUCUGUCUCCCCAGAAUUCCCUCCUCCUCCAUCCCCUGAAACAUUAAUUCACCCGAGUUUGUCCUUCAAUGGAAGCUUCAGUCCGCCCCCGCCUCCUCCUCCUCUGCCCUCCUGUGGACCCCCUCCACCUCCUCCACUGCCUACUUUUUCUCCACCUUCUUCCUCCCUGUCUCUUCUGAAGGCAGCGAAGAAUGCUCCCAAACCAGCUAGUUCCAGCAGCCCCACAAAGGAGGCUAAGCCCCUGAUUACCCCGUUUGCACUACAGAGCGUUCAGCUACGCUCAAUCAAGCGGCAAGGGAAGGAAAUUAAUGGCAAAUCAGACCACACCACAGCUCAGGAAGCUGGGGUGGACCUCCCUGGCAGUCCACAGCCCCCGGAGAAAUCUCACUCCCAGGACUAUCCCACUGUGAUACCCGUGAUUAACAGCUCACCAGAGGAGGAGUCGCGUAAUUCCUCACCGUCACCUGUGUCAAAGCUCUUGGACGAGUUGACCUUAAACUGCAAUUUCACUGAAGACGCACCAGAUAGUGCUGUCCUAAAUGGAAAAGCUGAGGAUCAGAGUCACUUCCUCUCAAACGGAAGAGUAACAGAUGAGGCGCAGGAAUCAUUGCCAAGCCCCCCAGAGAUCUCCCAGAGCACGCCUGUCAAGCAGAAGCCCCCAGCCAUCUCCAAGAAACCCAAACUCUCUCUUCUCCCACAGUUUAGCUCCCAGCUCGUCAAUGAACGGGCUCCGUCUCAGUGGGAGGACACAAGCAGCCUGUCCCAAGCCGAGGACCAAGUAGACGCUCUGCAAAGACAGACAAAGGAGGAAGAGAAAGAGAGGGAGCAACAGGAGGAGGGGGGGAUUUCAGAAAGCUCUGAAUCAUUAGCAGAGAGCAGUGAAGCAUCCACAGAAAUCCAGGACGAGUACCCUGUCCCUACUCCUGCAAGCCAGGAGACGAGUCUCCACAAUGGGCCGUGCACCAACGGAGUAGCCCACGAAGAAGAGUACGAGGAGGGGGACGGAACAAGCAGCACGUCUGGAUCCAUCAGCUCCAGGGAGGACGACUCAGGUGAGGUGUUCGAAUCCAGCACGACUGAAUCGUCUCCGGCCCGGUCGACCAACGGGCCGUCCAAGGAGAACAUGGUGACCCCCUCUCCCAACCGGCCCAGAACCACCGAGGACCUCUUUGCCGCCAUUCACAGGUCGAAGCGCAAGGUCCUGGGUCGCAAGGAGUCUGAGGACGACAACUCUCAAGCUGGGACCCGACCGCAGUCCCCUCCCACCACCCCUACAGCCACGUCCCCGGGGAGCGUGUCCUCUUUGUCCCGGCAGACGAGCUCCAUCCAACGCAACCUCCGGAAGUCGUCCACCAGCAGCGACACCUUCAAGGCCCUUCUCCUCAAGAAGGGCAGCCGGACUGAGACCAGCUUCAGGAUGUCUGCAGCCGAGAUGCUCCGCUCCACCGACCCUCGAUCCCAGCGGCCGAGGUCGGACUCUGUGUUUGACUCCCCUGUCGCUUCCCCCUCCCCCCCGACGACACCACACAGCCCCUGCUCCUCCCCCGGACGCGGUAACCGGGCGACGGACGAGUGGAGCCGCUACGAGGCCCUGGCUCUGUCCCCGCCGCAGUCGUCGUCCUUCCAGAUGAGCGGGUACAAGUACGGGCGCUCUCGCACACCCCCCUCCGCCGCCAGCAGCAAGUACAACGCCCGCUGCCGGAUCCUCAGCAGCCCAAUGACAGUUAUCUGCGAGCGUGAUGGGGAGUUGGCGGAGAGCGAGUACGGAGACACGGCAGAACCUCGGUCCGCCCCGGUGGUCCGGACUCUCCCUGUGCUCAGGGGCUCCAACGGCACUUUGUUUGACGAGAGCAGCAGCUAAAGAGCAAGGACCGCCCGUCGAGCCAGGGAGCCGAACCCGUUGUAACCAGUAAGGGGGCGUGAGCCUGUAGGAGGCCCUCUAGACACACCCUCCUGAGCCCCACCUCCUCGAUGCAGCCUCUGAGGGAGCGGACAUGUGGGCUCAGAGGUCAGAGGUCGCCCCCAUCUUGGACCGAGCUGAACUUAGUCUGAAGUGGAGAAGUGGUCGUGCUGCGGCUUUUUUCCGAUUCUCCCACGAUUCUCUCCUUCGUUUGGUUACUCACCCUUCGUUUUUUUUAAAAGAAUAGUGUUUCUUUUACGCCUGGUGUUCUUAGUUUGUUUUCUAUCUGUUCUGCUUUUGUUUUAAAUUUUUACUCCACCCUGUCCAAUAAACCAUCAAGCCGUUAGUUUCUCUAAGGGUCGAGGUUCAGGUGGCAAACCGGGGUGAUCGGAGGGAACCGAAAAGUCACCAGUCGUUUGCGUAACUUUGCUGCUGUGGUGCUACAUAGCUAGGCAGUUGGAAAGAGUGGAAUGUAAAAGGUGUGCUAGGAGCUCGCCUCGUAGAUUUUCCUGCUCCUCUCCCAUUGGCUGUGGAAAGUGUCGGAGAGAGAGCGCCACCUGCCGGCCAAUGUUGGCGUCGGAGCUCGAGAGCGUGUGGUACAACGGACGGCUCCACGGUUAAACUUCAGUUAGCAGCAGGUUUUUUUACUUCGUGCUCUCACGGUUCAGUGGUUUCGUUUGCAGAGCUGGGGUGAUAUUUUAAAAUGAAAGGUCCAGAGAAAGUACAGAGGGAUCACUGCUGCCCCCUAGUGAGAGGGAGGAAGUGGAGGACAGAGGCUCAACCAAAAACAGCAGAUUUACUCUAUAAAACCUCUAUCGAUUUACUUUUAGUUUGUAGAUUUUGCACUGUGCAUAGGUCUUCUCUUUGUUUGUGACUUAAAAAGUAUGUUUUUAAAAGAUUGUUUUAAUAAAAACAAGUGAUGUCAA
This is a messenger RNA of Limanda limanda (common dab), 6111 nucleotides long. RefSeq names its product NHS-like 1b (gene nhsl1b). The coding region runs from base 89 to 5146 and encodes 1685 amino acids. The record is from RefSeq and is a predicted model, not a curated record. The transcript is spliced from 8 exons. Lineage: Eukaryota; Metazoa; Chordata; Actinopteri; Pleuronectiformes; Pleuronectidae. Gene Ontology annotation, biological process: cell differentiation.